AUGAUGAUGCAAAACAGAGGUGAGCCUCAAGCCUACACCCUCUUCCCUGCCACCAAGCCGACCUUUUUUCCAAGUCAGUCUGCAUUUGCCUGUCCUACUCUUCCCUUGACAUGUGCCGGCACAGGAACCGGUGCUGGUGCCGUUAUUACGAACAACAGAAUACAAUCCAACAACAACAAUAUUAAUGGAAACAGACACAGCAUUACCAACAGAAACAGAAACAGAAACAGUGGAAGCAGCAUUAGCAGCAUUAGCAGCAUUAAUAGUCUCAGCAGCCUCAACAGCCUCAACAGCAUUAGCAUGAAUGGCACCAUUGGCAGAAACAUCAACAAUAACGUCUCAACCACCACUGCGACUGCGACUGCGACUGCAACUACGACUACAACUACAACUACAACUAUGACCACCAGUAUAAUAUUAUUGUUGUUGACAGUAACCGUCGUCAUUUGCACCAACCGCCGCCACUCCAGUCUCUGUCCAAAUCACAUCCACCAGUACAUGAGCAAGCACAAGCACAAGCACAACCUGGAAUUGGAAGAAUUAAAAGACAAAAAGGAAGAGGCCAAAAAGGAAGAUUAUGAACAACAAAGAAAGCCGAAUUCGUAUGCACCCUGUCUUCCGCCUGCUAUUGUUCAUGUGAGUAAUGACACUGUGGACACUAUGAUUCCAUCCUUGGCUGAGUUUGCUGCGUCGAUGGUCUACCUCAUGUGGCAUGCUCGUCAACCAUUGCGUCAUGGGAUCAGUAGUCGAUCUGCAGCCAGUGCCAAUCCCGCCUUCAAACGGUUCGUGCUGCAGGUAUUGACGGCCACUCGCUUGACCGAGUCUGUGGUGUACUUGGCGAUGAAGUUCAUUGCUAUCUUGCUCUAUUCGAACCCUACGAUUGAGGGAGACGAAGGAUCGGAGUACCGACUGUUGAUUGUGGCCCUGAUGCUGUCGAACAAGUUUCUGGAUGACAUAACGUUUACGAACAAGACGUGGGCUGAAGUGAGUGGGAUGAAGCUCCAGGAUCUCAAUGUGAUGGAGGCCGAGUUUCUUGAUGCGCUGGACUACAAUAUCUUUGUGCGCGACACAGAGUACAAUCACUGGAAGACAGUGCUGGACCGAUGCCGGGAACGUGCCAGGAUGACGUGUUUCGAGAGUUCGCCCGAGAGAGAGGAGUUCAUUCGUGUGACCCUUGUCAGCCUGGGACUCAAGGAAGAUGCCCGGAAGCAGGAGGAGCGUUAUCGACGGGAACAGCAAGAGGAGAGACAGAAGCGGGAGUCGCAGCUUCAGAAGGAGCGACUUGCGUGGGAGGUUCUGCAGCAGUCGAAUUAUCACCGACGUGAUUAUGGUUCAAACACGAUGAAUCUCCAUUUCAGCCCUCUGAACAGCAGCCACAACAGACAUCAUCGCAUUCAGAAGCAGACACACCUGCCAUCGCCCUCGCGCUUUGUCACACCUCCGCCACCCAUCAGUCGUCACUCGCUGCCCAAGGUUCCGAUCCAUCAUCAUCAUCAUCAUCAUCAUCAAGAAGAAGGAGAACAAGUGAAUAACAAUGAUGGGACUUAUUAUUUUAGACGCUGUCAGGAGUUCAAUCCUAUCCGAGCCAAUCGAUUUCACUCUCAACCGUUUGCUGCCACAUGGGAUCCCUUUAACACCGAACAGGAUCUCUUUUCGUCUCAUCCUCUUGUCCAACCCCAGAACGUCAACACCUUUUUGUCUUGGCGCAACUACAAUUAA
Messenger RNA from Phycomyces blakesleeanus NRRL 1555(-), 1719 nucleotides. RefSeq names its product cyclin. Gene Ontology annotation, biological process: regulation of cyclin-dependent protein serine/threonine kinase activity. Gene Ontology annotation, cellular component: cyclin-dependent protein kinase holoenzyme complex; nucleus. The record is from RefSeq and is a predicted model, not a curated record. Gene Ontology annotation, molecular function: protein kinase binding; cyclin-dependent protein serine/threonine kinase regulator activity. The transcript is spliced from 4 exons. Lineage: Eukaryota; Fungi; Mucoromycota; Mucoromycetes; Mucorales; Phycomycetaceae. Bases 1 to 1719 code for a protein of 572 amino acids.